Molecule: messenger RNA, 1963 nt
Organism: Scheffersomyces stipitis CBS 6054
Lineage: Eukaryota; Fungi; Ascomycota; Pichiomycetes; Serinales; Debaryomycetaceae
Gene: HYR6.5
Product: von Willebrand factor (VWF2)
Exons: 1
Biological process (GO): cell adhesion
Source: RefSeq, a predicted model, not a curated record
AUUGUCUAUUUGAAGUUAGAAAUUCUUAUCUCCACAUUUAUGGUGUAUGCCUUCUUUAAUACAUCUAGUUUGCGUGUAUGGCUUCAUUAGUUUAGUAGUCUCACCAACACUCACAGUGCUGCCGUUCAAAUACAUUGAAAGCUAGUUCAUAGAUAAACGAAAGGGCUAUAGCAUUCAGGAAUAACGUGAGUAUCGUAAUAUCACGAGCAUUGAUUGUGUUAACAUACUCCAGACUAUUAAUAGUCAACAAGCAUCUGUUUAUGCGCAAUUGACGAUAUUCUUUUAUAAUCAGAGACUCGAAGAUUAUAAUUAGCGACUUCAUUUUAUAUCAUGAGAAUGUAGUCAAAUGUCGACAUGUACUCACUCGUCAGUCAUACUUUUGAGGAAGUGGGCGCCAUUGAGCAUCGACGCGGCCUUUGUAGACAAAAUGGAUCCCCGUGUACACAAAUAUUGAAGAUUUUUAACAAGGGACUUGUUAGAAUGCCCUAAAAAUGAUAAACUUACGCCCUAAUGCAAACCUAAAAUUUAUCUUACCUAAGAAAAGACAUGUUUACUGCGUCGUCGUCUUGUGUAUAUACCUGCAUAUGUCGUGUCUUUAAUUGCUGCAAGAUUUCCAGAUUCGACUAGCAAUGUUGGUAGAUAGUGACGCUUGACUAUAAAAGCAGGCUCAACACCACUGCAAAUAAGUUCUACAUCCAGUAGCUAAACUUCAAUUAUCACAGCUAUAAUGCUUCUCUUCAGAUGUUUAGCAAGGGCUUUUCUCUUUGCAUCUGUUGCAUUAGCGCUUACAAUCAGCCAUCCUCAGGUAACUAGAGGUAGCAUAAACCUCUCAUUUGGUGAUUUAACUAUUAAGUCUGGCUCUUUUUGGUCUAUAUUUGAUAAUAACAUAUCUAUUUUUAAAGGAGAUAUUCGGGUGAAGAAAAAUGCUGGUCUUUUUAUCACAUCUACUAACAAAUUGAUCGGUUUGAAAGUAGAACUUUAUGCUGGUAAGGGUUCGAUAAAGAACGAAGGUUUGAUUGUCUUUAACUCUCUCGUAUCUUUGACUCCUUCCUUCUACAAGCUUAUCGGUAAGAGUUUUACCAAUAAAGGUGAAAUAUUUUUGAUCUCUAGUGGUUGUGCUUUACCUACAGCUGCCCUUUUGGCUCCAAAAUGGAAGAACACUGGAUCGAUAACCUUCUAUCAGGCCAAGAGGAACAACGGUAUUGUAAGUUUGGGCUCCCCUGGAUCAAAGAUUGAAAACAAGGGUCAGAUUUGUUUAUUUAAUCAACUUUACAAGCAAACAACACGCAUUGUUGGCAGUGGCUGUAUUACUGCAGACCAAGACUCCAGUGUCUUCUUUUCAAACUGUUUGAUGGAUAUCGAUAGAAAACAAACGGUGUACUUGGCCGAUUCGAAAUCCUCUGUAAGAGCUGUUGCCAUUGCUAAACCCAGAACUUUCAGAAUUGCAGGAUUUGGAAAUGGUAACAAGAUUGGAUUGGACUUACCACUUUUCAAAUUACUUCUGUCUCCAUUUUCCUAUAAUUCUAGAACUGGUAUCUUGUCUCUCAGAAUUAAGGGCAAUUGGGGUCAAGAUUUUGAUAUUGGAUUAGGUUAUGAUUCAAGAUUAUUCAAAGUUACGACCGAUACUAGUCUCGGAUUGUUGAGUGUUCCGUGGGGAGCAGUUAAGUACGAAGGACCAGUACCUAAUAAGCAGAUUCCAAGCAACUGCAGGCCAUGCAAACCUUUCCCACCAGCUCCAACUACUACUACUACAACCAAAGCAUGCUCUCCAAAAUCUACCACCUCCUUAACUACUUCCAAAACAUCCUCUCCAAAACCUACCACCACCUCAACAACAUCCAAUGCACAAACUACAAUUACGACUACUUGGACUGGCACCACCACAAGAACUAUUACUGAGACCGAUACGCCAGGUGGUACAGACACUGUUAUCGUUGAAGAGCCAACUACCUCCAACACUCAA